AUGUCAUUAGCUUCUCUUACUUACGCAUCUGCACUCGGUGGUUCUUUGUCUAGAAGCACCGCUCCCGAACCUCAAAUCGUGGCUAGGUUAACUAAUCCUCAUAUUCCUGCCGCCAGAGGCAGGGUUAACUUUGAUCCAUCUGAACCAUCCGACCUAGCAGCAAGCAUGAGUCUAUCAGCAGAUGAGUCCGAAGGGCAUACGUCGGUAGGCGAACGUUCUGAAUGGGCAGCUAUGGUCCACCCAAUCAUAUUUUACUGCUUCAGAAUCGCGAUCAGCUCAGUUUCUUCUUUUUCUGAAAACUUGUUUGAUAUGAUGACCAACAAUGUUUCUUCUUCUCCAAGAUACGCAUACUUCAGAUAUCUCGGCAAGGUUUUCAUCACCAAUUUGGGUGCUUGCCCUACAGAGGGAAAAAGUUUGUAG
This is a messenger RNA of Lactuca saligna, 420 nucleotides long. Lineage: Eukaryota; Viridiplantae; Streptophyta; Magnoliopsida; Asterales; Asteraceae. The record is from the annotation of a GenBank genome assembly.